UGUACCAGCCCACCAGCUCCUCCGCCAAGAAUUCGCUCCAAAAGGGACCUAAUAUACUACUGAUGACACACGGAGGACCAGAGGCAGCAGAAAAGUGACAUUUGAUGACACGACAGGUACCUUUGCUGUGGAGAGCAGACUUGAAGCCCUGGAGCGGCAGGUGGCUGCACGUGCCAAGAUGACCUUUGUACUCAACAGGUCACAGCAGACGAAAUACAAACUGCUGGCUCAACAGGCUGAGGGUGCUCUGGACAUCUUCUGUCGUCAGCUGGAGACCGAGGGUCACAAGCGCCUGCAGACCCUCAGAGACCACGCCCUCCACCACCAGGCCCUGAUGGAACUGUCCAACCGCGCCGGCAACCAGGCACCCAAAGACAACAUCCUGGCUCGUCAGGAAUUGCACGCUUUAAUACAGGAAAAAUUGAAAGAAUCAACGCCAUCAGCUAAACGAAGGAAACGAUGCCAGCACAUCUUGCAGAAGAGGAGGCCGUUAAAAAUCUUCGAUAGGACGCAGACGACCUCUGCCCUGCUCCGUAUGAAGGACGCCAUUAGCACCCGACCAGCGUCUGACCGUCUCAAGGUCACGCCCAAGAUGGUCCUACCCCCCAUAGCCGUCAGGUGGCGCCCACAGUCGACAGAACAACCCGGAGAAAGCGGGUUCAAAUCCCAGUCAGGCAAUGUUUUUAUUACGUCAAUCGGCCCGAAUGUUUGACGUGUUGGAACUGCAGUUGUGCAACUUUCAAUCAUACAAUUAGGAAGAAAAUCGUGCACCUUUCAAUCAUACAAUUAGGAAGAAAAUCGUGCACCUUUCAAUCAUACAAUUAGGAAGAAAAUCGUGCACCUUUCAAUCAUACAAUUAGGAAGAAAAUCGUGCACCUUUCAAUCAUACAAUUAGGAAGAAAAUCGUGCACCUUUCAAUCAUACAAGUAGGAAGACAAUCGUGCACCUUUCAAUCAUACUAGUAGGAAGACAAUCGUGCACCUUUCAAUCAUACAAGUAGGAAGACAAUCGUGCACCUUUCAAUCAUACUAGCAGGAAGACAAUUAGGUCUAAACUGUUGAGGACGUUGAGUUUUUGUUUACCAAUGGAGUUUUUUGUUUUAAAGAUUGCGCUGUCGGGUUUCUCAUCUUGUCAUGUAGCGAGGUGGCCAUUUCGUUCGUGAUGUGGAUUGCAGUUGCACCACCUUGUGUUGGUGAUGUGUGGAGCAGUCUUGUUACACCAUUUUGUGUUAGUUAUAUGUGGUGCACCAUCGUCUGGUACUACACCACACUAUUCUGUGUUAGUUAUAUGUGGUACUACACUAAACCAUCUAGUGUUAGUUAUAUGUGGUCCAACAUCGUCUGGUACUACACUAAAAGCAAACCAUGUCAAACCAUAUGGGGUUUCUAGCUGGUGUAGCAACUGUGUUAAAUGUACAGGGAAAUAACUACACAUCAACUGACGGGGAAGUAACUCUACACAUCAACUGACGAGGAACUAACUCUACACAUCAACGGACGGGGAAAAACACUACACAUCAACUGACGGGGAACUAACUCUACACAUCAACUGACGGGGAAAUAACUCUACACAUCAACUGACGGGGAAAUAACUCUACACAUCAGUUGGUGAAUGAAGUAAUUACAUAAAAGAAUGCAGGGAAGUAACUCAGCAUGAGGUUCAUACACAACGUGAUCAAUAAGAAACACCAGAUGCUGCCCUAAUGCUCGGAGAACAAUAACAACAGAACAAAGACAGUAGAAACUUUGAUACAGACGAUCUCGUUAUUUUAAGAACAGACAGACCGAAAUGAUGGUAUCUGAGUAGUUUUUAUUGUUGUAUUUUUGUCAUUGAAGUAUGUAAAAAAAACUUAUG
This is a messenger RNA of Physella acuta, 1854 nucleotides long. RefSeq lists its product as uncharacterized. The record is from RefSeq and is a predicted model, not a curated record. NCBI's taxonomy places the organism in Eukaryota, Metazoa, Mollusca, Gastropoda, Physidae.